Messenger RNA from Hypoxylon trugodes, 2549 nucleotides. Its product is annotated as FAD-binding domain-containing protein. Lineage: Eukaryota; Fungi; Ascomycota; Sordariomycetes; Xylariales; Hypoxylaceae. Gene Ontology annotation, molecular function: Delta24(24-1) sterol reductase activity; FAD binding. The transcript has a single exon. Gene Ontology annotation, cellular component: cytoplasm; membrane. The coding region runs from base 559 to 2145 and encodes 528 amino acids. Gene Ontology annotation, biological process: steroid metabolic process. The record is from RefSeq and is a predicted model, not a curated record.
UUAUUAAAAUCAAAGUUUCUCAGUUCCAGCAGUCCGUCUCGUACCCGCCUAGGUACCCUAAGAGAUAUUAGAGCCACAUGAUAUAAUUUUCUUAAGAUAACCUUUCGUUCGUGGCGCUUUUUCUUAUGCAGGCAGACACAAAUUCGAAUUGCAUCUACCUCUUAUGAAAUUACUCAUGGAAGUAGAUACAUUAUGUAUGUACCUUGAUAAUUAUCACUGUUUUCUGCCGGUCUCAUUAAAGGCGUACGGAAUAUUAAUAUGGGGCGUCACACUCCACUUGCAUCGGUCUGACAUCCCUGUUGCACUUUUCUUUUUCUUUUCGUGAUCCCCUAGAAUAUCAUACCACUAUCUGUCGUGCUACCUUUUACGUAGGGGUAAAUUUAUGAAGAGUCAGCCAUUGGUGUAUUCCGAUUUACAUUUGUGAAGAUCUCAGUUCGAUUUCACCGGCUAUAGCCACGAGUGGCACCCCAGUCAGCCAAGCUGGUGAGCCUGCGAAUAUAAAUCUCACAUAGGAUCAUCUGUUCUCGAGAGGCAAGAGGAGGCAAGUCAACUUUCACAAUGGAAGCUCAUAAACAAGCCGUUCGCACCGUAUCCGCGACGGUCCGCGCACUCUUCGAGCGGGCGGAACCGUACCGCAUCUUUCACGGUAGUACCAAUUCGACACGUCCACCAACACAGAAGGCCGGGGCUCGCAUGAUCGACAUCAGUGGCUUGAAACGUGUAUUAUCCGUCGAUACCGCACGUCGCACAGCUCUUGUUGAGCCGAAUGUGCCUAUGGACCGUCUGGUAGAACUUACUUUACCCCACGGCCUUGUGCCUCCUGUUGUUAUGGAGUUUCCCGGCAUCACUACAGGAGGUGGGUUCGCGGGGACGGCGGGUGAGAGUAGUAGUUUCAAACACGGCUACUUUGAUGAGAAUGUGAAGAGUGUCGAGAUGGUCCUUCCGAAUGGAGAGGUUGUGGUUGCGACGCCUGAAAAGGGUGGGAAGUAUGAGGAUUUGUUCCACGGCGCUGCUGGCGCAUUGGGGACACUAGGAGUGGCAACCUUACUCGAGCUUCAGCUAGUCGAGGCCAGACGCUUCGUGCGCGCCACGUACAGACGUACGGGAAGUGUAGCAGAGGCUGUCAGCGUGGUAAAGGAGGAGUGCAAGCCAGAGAAGGGAAAUGACUACGUAGAUGGUAUAUUAUUUUCCAAGGAUCACGGCGUAAUUGUCUCCGGGAAACUGACAGAUGAACUACCAUCGGAUAACGCCAAGAUACAGACAUUCAGCCAUGCGUGGGACCCGUGGUUCUAUAUGCAUGUACGGGAUCGUACCAAUGCUCUACCUUCAUCAGCCGCUUCCGGGGAAAACACAGAGGUCACUGAGUACAUCCCUCUGGCGGAAUACCUCUUCCGGUACGACCGUGGCGGAUUCUGGGUUGGACAAGCAGCCUUCGACUACUUCAAGCCAGUACCAUUCACACGCUUCUUCCGCUGGUUUCUUGAUGACUUCCUGCACACCCGUAUGCUUUACCGCGCGCUUCACGGCAGCGGCGAAAGUGGACGCUUUGUCGUCCAGGAUAUUGGGUUGCCGUAUGAGUCCGCGGAGCCCUUCGUCGAUUAUGUCUCUGACAAGCUAGGCAUUUGGCCGCUAUGGCUAUGUCCCCUCAAGACGCCGGCGGGACCAACAUUUCAUCCACACUUAAGGUCUUCCCCUAACUCCACAAAUGGAGAACAAGGGGUGGCGGGAGAAAUGCUUAACAUCGGUGUCUGGGGCUGGGGUCCUAAGAACCGCGACGAAUUCGUUAAAGCAAAUCGGGAUCUUGAGCGUCGUGUUGCCGAUCUGGGCGGUAUGAAGUGGCUAUAUGCUCAUACGUACUACACAGAGCCUGAGUUUUGGAACGCGUACGGCGGGUACCAGAACUGGUACAAAGCCUUAAGAGAGAAGUACCGCGCCUCGUCGCUGCCAAACGUAUACGAGAAAGUAAGGAUUAAGGUCGAUGGAUCGGAGGAUAGGGGGUGGAAGCCUUGGCUCAAGGCACUAUGGCCUAUUGGCGGUUUGGUGGGUAUCUGGAAAGGUAUCAAAAGUAUGGACUAUAUGCUACACCGCAACGCGACGUGGAAAUGGAAGGGGAUUGGGGGAAACGCGAAGGAGAAGGCGUCGUAGGUAGGAGGCUUGUAGAGACGGGAUGGAACGGGACGGAAUGAGACUAUGUGGCUUGCAUUGCAUGAGGUUUACAAGGUAUCCAUACCUAGGUACGUGUAAUGAUUGCGUAUGAGGCUUGUACUACUACCAGGGACGGCUGUUAGCAUACAAGUGCUAUACAGCACGCUAUUAUAUCAAGAUAGAUAGGUACCUACCUAGGUACCUGAUAGAUUAAUGGACCUAUUCGUAUUCAGCUCACUAACGGGCUUAUAGAUUGACUUUUGGUAACCUUCACACUACGAAAAGAGCACUUCAUACGACUUCCUCCACGCUAUUCACAUCUCCAGCCACAUUCCAGCUGCAAAAAUAACGCCACAACAAGCCACCAGCGGAUACGCAUCAGAACACAAUAUCCUUAUUUUUAU